Ostrea edulis (European flat oyster) is the source of this 368-nucleotide messenger RNA. RefSeq lists its product as uncharacterized. The coding region runs from base 113 to 349 and encodes 78 amino acids. The record is from RefSeq and is a predicted model, not a curated record. The transcript is spliced from 4 exons. Lineage: Eukaryota; Metazoa; Mollusca; Bivalvia; Ostreida; Ostreidae.
CUCGUCCUCUUUACCUUCCCAAUCCCUGAAAGAUAAGACACUGGUUCUCUAUAUAAAGGACCCUAGGACAAUAUUAUAUCAGGUCAAUCACAGACUUCAAAGAAGAGACAACAUGAAGAUCGCCAUAUUCCUUGUCUGCCUGCUCCCGCUGGUAUUCAGCGCCCCGUCUGACUAUGAGAAGAGAUGGCUCAUUGAUGUCCACCAUGUCAUUGAGCAAAUCAAGCACCUUGUAACCCCUGACAUGGAGGUAGGCGCCUGCGAGACCGCCUGUAAGACAGUUGUAUCUGGCCUUGGAGGACUCGUCUGUCCUACAGCCUGUUCAACCCUCAUCUCUAGCCUUAAUGGUUAAAUAAAAGAACGGAGACAAG